AUGGCAGGAAACUCAGGACGUGUAACAAAGAAGGCACCUGCAAAGAAAGCUGGCACAAAGUCAACGUCAUCAGGAUCUAAAGCACUCUACUCUGGCACCGCCCAGGGCACGACUCAGUUGCCAGUCGCCAGAGUCAAGAGGAUCAUUAAGGAGGAUAAGGAUGUUCAGAUGGUCAGCAAUGAUGCAGUCUUCCUUAUCAGUCUUGCCACCGAGCUGUUUUUGGAGAGCUUUACAGCCAAGGCGUUCAACUUGGCCAAGAUCGAGAAGAGGAAAACAGUAUCUUACAAGGACCUUGGUACGUUUGCGCUUCUCAAUCUUACAGGAUCUAUGGAGUCUGAAGAACUAUUGUACAAAAAGUGCUUUGGUAUGUAUGACCCAAGGACCACGACAUACGACGUUGAACAGGAUCGCUAA
Messenger RNA from Linnemannia hyalina, 414 nucleotides. Lineage: Eukaryota; Fungi; Mortierellomycota; Mortierellomycetes; Mortierellales; Mortierellaceae. The record is from the annotation of a GenBank genome assembly.